AACUCGAAGCCAACUGUAACUCCAAAACAGAAAGUCACAAAUUAUUCCACGAAACCAAAUCCUCUCUCCCUGUCUCUCGCGCUCGAUGGGGGUGCAAUCUUCCAUCAAGAGCCAAAUUCCUAAUUCUCAGCAGAAGCCUUAGUUUAGCGCACAUAAACCCUAGAUUCCGGGAAUUUAUUAUCCUACUUGAGAAUCGAACGACCGAACCAACAAGAACAAGAACAAAAACGGCGACGAAGAUGUUCUCAUGGAACAUCGCCAAGUCGGCGGCGGAGGCGAUUAUCUCGCGGUGGGCGGUGAAGAGACUGUGCAAGUUCCUGUUGAAGAAGAAAUUGGGGAAAUUUAUUUUGGGCGACGUUGAUCUUGACCAGCUUGAAGUGCAGCUCAUUGAUGGCACGAUCCAGCUCAAUGAUCUUGCUCUUAAUGUUGAUUAUAUCAACAAGAAGCUUGGCUCGGCAGCGUCAGUGAUUAUAAAAGAAGGAUCAAUUGGCUCACUUGUAGUUAACAUGCCUUGGAAGGGUAAAGGUUGUCAAGUUGAGGUGGAUGAGCUUGAGCUUAUAGUUGCUCCUUGUCCAGGAGUGGAUUCUACAGCCGGGGAUGAAACCUGUUCCAGUCAAGAUGAUAAACAGUAUAUGCACUGUACCUCAGGAAAGUUUGGGCAUGAGAUGGCUGACAAUAUGGCAAAGUCUGCUUUGAGUGAUGUUCAUGAAGGCGUUAAGACAAUUGCAAAGAUAGUAAAAUGGUUUCUUACAAGUUUCAACGUAAAGAUAAAUAAGCUGAUUAUCGCAUUUGAUCCAUAUUUGGAAAAGGAUGACAAGGAGGUGGAGUGUGAAAGAAUGUUGGUGCUUCGGAUAAUGGAAAUAGAAUGUGGAACUGGCGUGUCUGAAGAUGAUGAGUCCAAGUUGGGGAGCUUCCUUGGAAUAAGUCAAUUGACAAACUUUCUAAAAUUUCGAGGAGCAAUAAUUGAACUUCUCCAUAUGGACAAAGUCAAUGAUCAAACAUGCUGUUCAUGUGCAUCAGGAGCAACGUUUGGCAGCCUAUUUUUAUGUUCCUGCUCAUCAAAUAUUGCGACUUCUGUUUUGAUUGGUGAAAAAGGUGGAUUUUCAGGCAGUCUAAGGUUAAGUAUACCUUGGAAGAAUGGUUCCUUAGACAUUCGCAAAGUGGAUGCAGAUAUAUAUGUUGAUCCUAUAGAGUUACGAUUUCAACCCAGCACAAUCAAGUGGUUUUUGCUUUCAUGGGAAAUUUAUAGAAGUUUGGGGAAAGGUGCUAGGGGUCCCAACCAUACAACAUUGAUAGAGUCAGAUUUCUUAAAUGGGGAUUCUCAUGUUUCAUCUACCCUGAUUUCUUCUGCAAUUAUUCCUGAUAAUAUGAUCCCGAUUCGUGGUAGUGUUCCUUCCAAUUUUUCCUGUGUGGCUCAGAAACAAACAUCUUUCGAAGACAUGCUACCUGGGUCACAUUUUAUACAUGACUGGGUUCCAUUUCCUGCCAGUGAAAGCGAGAAAGACAGCAUUGGUGGAGAACUUGAUCUUGCGGCGAGCGUGGACCAGUUUUUUGAAUGUUUUGAUGGACUAACAAAUUCACAAUCAGCUCUAGGAGGCAGUGGGAUGUGGAACUGGACAUGUUCUGUUUUCAGUGCAAUAACUGCAGCGUCAAGCCUCGCUUCUGGAUCUUUGCAUAUUCCCUCAGAUCAGCAGCAUGUGCAAACCAAUCUUAAAGCUACUUUUGCUGGGCUUUGUAUAACGCUUUUAUUUGAUGAUGAGGAUCAUAAGCUUCUGUGCGACAAGAAGGGUAAUCAGAUGAAUAAUUGUCCCAAUCUUCAUUACAUGGGUGCAGAAUGCAGGGACAUUCAUGUUGGUUUGCAGGUAUGUCCUCAAGAAAUGAGAGUUGAAGGCACAAUCAAAUGUAUUGAGGUGUCUGAUUACUUAUGCAAUAAAAAUGAUGUCACAAAAUCUUCCUUGGACGGGUGUGUUCAUGAUUUCCAAUCUCAAACUCAUUUAAUUCAAAAUUUGCAAGCUAAAGUUCAAGGUUCUCUCCCUCCGGUUGUCUUGUUUGCUGAAGAUUCUAGUUCAGAAAAAUUGAGUGGACUAGUAGCUGCAGAUUUUCCGUUUGGUAAUAAGGGGGGCAUCACCAAAGUUAUGUUGCUUAAAACUUCAGGCUUUACUCAUUACCGGUUUAAUAUGAAUUUAAAUCCAUCUGAUGGAAAUUUAAGAUGCCCUGCUACGUUUUCCUUGGAACUACCACCAUUCAUUUUCUGGGUGAACUUCUGGUUGAUCAAUGCACUCUUGAAUCUUCUGAAGGAAGUGGCAAAAUGUGUUGAUGUGAAAGAUGAAAAUAACAAAUUUCCUGUUGAGCCAUCUGGUGAGAAGCACAGAUCAACUCAGGACACUGAGAAAGGAGGUCCUUGUCCUGGUGUGAAAGCUUCGUCCUCCAUUGAAAGUCUGCGAGGUGAAAUAUCACUUCUAAAUUCAAGAAUAAUACUAUGUUUCCCUUUUGAGAGCCCUAAUCAUCUUGCUAGUUACUCGUCUUGGGAUCAGUAUAUUGCUUUGGAUUUCCGUUCUCUGUCAACCGUGAAGAAGGGCACGAUUGAAGACAAUAGUUCAAUUUCUGGUGCAAUAUCACAAAAAAAGUUUACUCCGAGGGCAACACAAUCUUUGCAUCUGAUCAUCAGUAGUCUUGAUGUUUACUUGGUCACAUCUGCAUGUAGUGGCAAUGCUGGAAUUGAUUCAUGUGAUGUGGGAAGCUUGAAAUUCUGUGCUGAGCACGUGAUAUCCACCACCAGCAGAGCAGGCUCUUUUUCUGUCAUUAGCAUGCUUUGGCGGGACAGUCCCAUCACUGGGCCUUGGAUAGUCGAGAGAGCUAAGUCAUUGGCCACCUCAGAUGAAUGCAUCUCAACAGAAAAAUUCAUGGGAAAGGGUUACGAGUUUGCCACUGUAACGCCUGUUAAAGAUAUGGAAGGAAAACAUGCUCAAAUCCGUAACGAGAUUGUAUCCAGCUCUGCAUUUCUUCUGCAUAUACACCUAUUUUCAAUGAGAAUCAAUCUUGGUGCUGCUCAGUAUAAUGGUUUAAAUCGUCUUUUAGAUCAGAUGGUAAAUGCAUCAAAAUGCUUUGCCUGUGAUUCAACCAGUACUAACACAGAAAUAUCGGUGUCUCAAACUGCGAUCCUUGUUGAAUGUGAUUCUGUAGAAAUUACAAUUAGACCAGAUAUAAAGAAGAAUGUGAAAAGUUCUCUUCAGAAUGAGCUGCCUGGAUCUUGGCAUCAUCUGAAACUGAAAAUUCAGAAGUUAAGUCUACUGUCUGUCACAAAUAUUGGAGCUAUUAGGGGUGCCACUUUCUUUUGGCUAGCCCAUGGAAAAGGUAAUUUGUGGGGUUCCAUCACUGAGGUUCCAGAUCAAGAGUUUCUUCUGAUCUCUUGUAGCAACUCUACAAUGAAACGUGGUGAUGGGGGAGGUUCAAAUGCAUUAUCUUCUAGUUUGGCUGGUUCUGAUAUUUUACACCUGUGGGAGCCGGAGAACUGCAAUAUCUUCACAUCUGUAACUGUGAGAUGUGUUUUGUUUGUAGCCGUAGGUGGUCGAUUGGACUGGUUCUAUUCAAUAUCGUCAUUUUUCAUUUUGCCGUCUCCUGAAGUUGAAGAUUCUGAUGGCAAUAGUUCACAAAAGUGUGAAUCAAGUGCACAUAAUGAGUCAUCUUUUGUUCUAAAGUUGGUUGAUGUUGGAUUAAGUUAUGAGCCCUACUUGAAGAAGUUGGUAAUCAGGGGUGAUCUGAGUUCUUCAUCUUUUAAAGAAGAAAUGGAUGAUCCUGUUGGUUGUUUGUUGGCUGCAUCAUUGUUGACUAUUUCAAACACAACUUUCAGUGAUUCAAUAAACAAUGAUUAUAUGGUUAGAGUGCAGGAUCUUGGGCUUCUAAUUGGUGCAAUGUCAGAGUCUACUAAUAUUGAUGGCAAUUACAGUAUGGGACAUCUUCGCAGGAUUGGUUACAUUAGAGUUGCUCGGGAGGCACUUAUUGAAGUAAUUUUUAGAACCAACUCUAAGAAUGGCCUUCUGUGGGAGAUUGAGUGUUCAAAAUCUCAUAUUUAUUUGGAAACCUGUCAUGACACAACCUCUGGUCUCCUUUGCUUGGUUGCUCAACUCCAACAGCUUUUUGCCCCUGAUGUGGAGGAAUCCCUUGUGCACUUGCAGAGUCGGUGGAAUAAUUUUCAGCAGGUAGAGGAGACUAAUGAGUAUAAUGAUGAAAGCAGAAUUCUUAAUAGAGAUGUUGCGCCCUCAGUAUCACUAAUGCAUACUUCAACUGUAGAUUUUGAGGGGAGAUCUGGAGUGUGUGGCUUAAUGGAUGAGAUUUGUGAAAAUGCCUUUCAUUUUGAUCAUGUAAAUGAGAGCUGCGAUAUUGAUUUUUCUGAAUCACAAGGUCGUGCUUCACUUGAUGAAAAUCUACUUGGUGAGGCUUGCAGCUUAACUGGAACUCCUGAGAUUUCCUGUGAUGGUCUAUCCUUCAAUGAAUCAAUGCCUCUAAUAGGGCUGGAAAGUAAUGGAGCCUCAUUUCUAGAAGAAGGAUACAUUCCAGAAGUGAUGGAAGGCUAUUGUCUUUCCGAGCUACGCUCUCUAUCAGAAUUAUCUGUAGGGAGACAAUCGUUUCCGGAGGUUCUUAUAUGCAGAUCUAGGAGCUUAGGGGAUGGAGAUGCUGGCAUACGAAAUGGUGGAUGGUAUGGGGAUUCCUCCUUAAAAAUUGUUGAAAACCACAUAUCAGACACGAAUGGGGAAGCCAGGUUGAAAGAUUUUUUGGACGAUAAGUAUCGACCCGAUGACUGCACAAAACAUGCUGAUUCUAAAGAGGCCACAGGACGUGUACUUUUCAACAAUGUUAAUGUCAUAUGGAGAAUGUAUGCUGGCUCUGACUGGCAUGAAUCUAGAAAGAACAAGGGGAGCUCUGUCCAUCUUCAUGGAAGAGAUACUACUGCUUGUCUAGAGCUUACUUUAUCUGGAAUGCGGAUUCAGUAUGACACUUUCCCAGGUGGCGGAACAUGUGUAUCCAAGCUUUCUCUUUCCGUCCAAGAUUUCUACCUUUCUGACAUGAGCAAAGCUGCGCCUUGGAAACUGGUAUUAGGAUAUUAUAAUUCAAAAGAUCAUCCUAGGGAGUCCUCUUCAAAAGCAUUCAAGCUAGAGUUGGAAGCUGUCAGACCAGACCCUAUAAUACCACUCGAGGAGUAUCGAUUAUGUAUCGCAUUCUUACCUUUGCUAUUACAUCUUCAUCAAAGCCAACUUGAUUUCCUCAUCAACUUUUUUGCAAAAAGCUCGUCGUUUGACCAGUCUUUAGACAGUCAUCAAGAUGCUGGUGGUUCAAAAAUAUCUGCAACUAGUGGAGGGCAUGCCAUCCCAGAUGAGGCAUUGCUUCCUUUUUUUCAGAAGUUCGACAUAUACCCUAUUCUUGUUCGGGUAGACUACAGACCAAGCCAUGUUGAUCUAGCUGCAUUAAGAGGCGGGAAGUAUGUGGAACUUGUAAACCUUAUUCCCUGGAAGGGGAUUGAAUUACAACUCAAACACGUUCAUGCUGUUGGCUUAUAUGGCUGGGGCAGCAUAUGUGAAACAAUUAUAGGGGAUUGGUUGGAAGAUAUUUCUCAAAAUCAGGUACAUAAAGUAUUGCAAGGCAUUCCUACCGUCCGUUCCUUGGUUGCUGUUGGUGCUGGUGCUUCAAAGUUGGUUUCUUUGCCAGUUGAGAACUACAGAAAGGAUCGUAGAGUACUGAAGGGUAUGCAAAGAGGUACAAUUGCAUUUUUAAGAAGUAUUUCUCUUGAAGCUGUUGGACUUGGGGUACAUCUGGCAGCCGGUGCUCAUGAGAUUCUGCUUCUAGCAGAAUGUAUUCUUACCAGCAUUCCUCCUUCUGUAUCAUGGCCUGCACAAGAUAAAAGAAAGACAAACGUAAGAUGUAAUCAGCCGAAGAAUGCCCAACAGGGAAUCCACCUGGCUUAUGAGAGCCUCAAUGAUGGACUGGAGAAAUCUGCUUCUGCUUUAGUUCGAACUCCCUUGAAAAGGUACCAGCGUGGGGCCAGUGCAGGAUCUGCUUUCGCAACUGCUGUUCGUGGGGUUCCUGCUGCUGCUAUAGCUCCAGCUUCUGCUUGUGCUAGUGCAGUACGUUAUGCUCUUCUUGGCCUUAGAAAUAGUCUGGAUCCUGAGCAUAAGAAAGAGUCAUUGGAGAAAUAUUUGGGUCCCAGUCAUCUGCGCGAAUAGAAUGAACACUGAUAAUUUUAAGAGGAUUGUAACCAAAAAAAGCUGACGGACUGACUGAAGAAUUCAUUUCCUUCCCUCCUGAUUUUUGCCUCACCCACCUAAAGGGAGGACAAGUUUGGGGACGUCCUUAGCCGUUGCAAAGCCUGUGUAUUAUAAUGUACAGUUGAUGGUUCCAAAGAUUCUUUUCCCGUCUUGAUCAAGACAAGACAAGACGGUAAAUUUUGUACAGAAUGUCCAUUCAAAAAACAUUUUGUACAGAAUGUAAAUAGUUAAUGGUGCUGGCAAGCUUUAAUAUGCAUAUAGACGCCUACAUUUUGUAAGUAUAUCUAAUUAGUUGGCUCAGUGACCUGGAAAGAAUGUUAUGCUCAUUCUUUUAUUAGUUUAUAGCUUUGGCUGAUGUAAAUGGUUUGUUGUACAUAGCAUAGCUCAUUGUGCCAUAUUUUGAUAAGCAUUUAUUGAUUUUGAUACCUUGUAUGUAUAUAUAGCUGGAUCUGCUUAUAUUGUUGCAAUGAUUGUAAAUUGUCUUUCUGGUGAUUUGGUGAGUGGUUAUAUGAUAUCUAUCCAACAUUUUGUGCUUUA
Messenger RNA from Tripterygium wilfordii, 6797 nucleotides. Its product is annotated as autophagy-related protein 2-like. NCBI's taxonomy places the organism in Eukaryota, Viridiplantae, Streptophyta, Magnoliopsida, Celastrales, Celastraceae. The record is from RefSeq and is a predicted model, not a curated record. Gene Ontology annotation, molecular function: phosphatidylinositol-3-phosphate binding. Gene Ontology annotation, cellular component: extrinsic component of membrane; phagophore assembly site. The transcript has 15 exons. Bases 240 to 6218 code for a protein of 1992 amino acids. Gene Ontology annotation, biological process: piecemeal microautophagy of the nucleus; reticulophagy; autophagosome assembly.